Molecule: messenger RNA, 480 nt
Organism: Teleopsis dalmanni
Lineage: Eukaryota; Metazoa; Arthropoda; Insecta; Diptera; Diopsidae
Product: tRNA dimethylallyltransferase-like
Exons: 2
Coding region: 115-444 (109 amino acids)
Biological process (GO): tRNA modification
Cellular component (GO): mitochondrion
Molecular function (GO): tRNA dimethylallyltransferase activity
Source: RefSeq, a predicted model, not a curated record
CACGUGUUUUAUUUCAACAUGCCGGUUUAAUUGUUGUAAAAUAAUACAAUUAAUAAAUAAAAUUAAGUGUAAAGUGAUAUAUUAAUUCAUGUAGAUAAUUGCUUUUAUUAUUUUAUGUUCAAAAUGUUUCGCAAAUUGCCUAUGAUUGUGAUAUUAGGCUCCACCGGUACGGGAAAGACAAAAUUGUCAAUUGAAUUGGCAGAACGAUACUGUGGUGAAAUUAUAAGUGCAGAUUCAAUGCAGGUAUAUGCUAAUUUGGAUAUUGCAACUGCUAAAGCUACUAAAGAGGAACAAUCACGUGCUAAACAUCACUUAUUAGAUGUGGCCACACCAGCAGAGCCGUACACCGUAACGCAUUUCCGCAAUGCAGCCUUGCCAAUUGUAUCCUUUUUAUAUCAAAGUAUGCUAAGUGUUUUUAGAUACCCAUUGUUUCUUGAGGGUUAAUGGUAAACGUUUCUUUUAUAAACGUAUUAUUAAAUA